AUGUCGCAACCAAGCACACCGGAAAACCGCAAGGCCAAGGUUAGUUGGCGGAGAAAGCUUUUGAAAGGAAGUGGCAGUCGAGGUGGUAGUCUGGACGGAGACAGUGGGGUUAUGGGGAGAAUUAGUCCGAGUACAUCCAGUUCGACGACCGAGGGAGGGUCCCCACGAGCCAAGGGGAGGAAGACAGGAAGGUAUAUUGGAGGAGGAUAUAGCAGUUAUUCUGCUGAUGGGAGUCGGUGUGAGAGCGAGCAGGGGACGCCUAGGAAGUCGGGAAUGGCGUUUUUGGGGCUUCUUCACAAGACGAGGACUCCCACUGGCGAAUCGCCUAAUAUGGGGGAGAUGAUGGACCCGAUGCACGAUUGGGACAGUUUGUUCACAGGUUCGGCCAAUCCGUUUUUCUGUAAUGCGUCGUUGGCAUUACACGAGAUGGUCAGUCCGAAACAGGGGGCGAGAGGGCCCCAGGUUAAGCCAUUUAUCUUCACUCAGUCCCACCAAACGACUACAAAUCGACCAGAUCUGGGAACACGGUGCCUUAUAUGUGACGAGUAUCUUCAAACCAAGCUUCUGGAUGAAAAAAUAGUGGACUUGAAGUGUGGAGACUUUGUCCACAGUGAAUGUUUUCAGAUAACAAUAAACUACGAGAUCGAACGGUUGGCUGAGACAUCCUCACUCGACUCGAGCAGCGACCAUUCGACGUUGAUCGAUAAAAUCUUUCCCAAAUGCACCGGCAGAGAGUGUUCGGUCGGUGGAGUGAUUACACCCAUGUUGCCCAUGGAUGACGGCUACGUGGACGAUAUUAUUGUCAAUGCAUUGAUUGCCCAACAAGACCACGAUUCGAAAUCAAAAAAUAGUAAUCUCGCUGCCUUAGGUUCAACUUUAGAAUCUAAUAAGAACCACAAUAGAAGAACGAAACUUCAAUCUGACUCCUUAGGCACUGUGAGUCCCCUUAUUACACCAAAGCUAUACAACCAACUACGGCCAGUUUUCGGUUCAUCGAUUUCAGAACCAGUCAUUCCAAUCCGUCCAUUAAAACCAAGACAAAGGGUAUCACUUAUACGGGAACCCUCUAUCAAAACGAGGUCACCUUCACCCAAUUCUAGUAUUUCUACGAUGAAUACCGAAACUAUCAAGAUCACUAAUUACAAAGGAGUAUCUAUUGAGACCUUGAAGGAUCAGUUUAUUCAAUAUUUAAUUGACAAUUGUCCUCAAUUCAGUUUAUCGACACUAUUGAAAUUAGGUCCUUUACGGUUGGUCGAUCAACUACUAGUUAGCACAUCAAGUUUAAAAUUGUUUGAACGGAAGAUUUGUUAUCUAUUCACAAACUUUUUGGCCAUAUGGACAAUCAAUGGUCCAUAUCCGGUAUUAUUCCCGUUAGAUGCAGAAAAACUUUCUAUUAGCACCCACAAUGAAUCAGUAUUGAAAUUGAAGACUACUGAUUCAGGUUCAUAUAUCAAAGAAAUUUUGUUAAAUUCUGAAGUUGAUUCGAUUAUCGAAAAAUGGGUAGUUGCUGUAUCAGACAUUUAUUUUUGCUUCCCUUCUGAUGUUCUCACAUCAACCAUUAUCUUACCCAAAUAUAAGAAGGAGCCUUCUUAUAUUGAUGAAGUUCUCUUCCCCAAGCCUUGUGCUCGCCGGAAUAGUUCAAAUACAGUUUCUUCUGUAAAGAAGAGUAAUUCUACAAUUGAUGUCAUUGAUAUCAAUAACGAAACACCUACUAUUUCAAAUAUUUCAUUUCCAUCACCUUCCAAAGCAGAUAUGGUGGAUCCCAAUAGUGAUUCUGAUAGCGACUCUGAUCUAGAAAAGAUUACAAAUGCGCUUAAUUUGGAGCAUCAACAAUAUGCUUCAAAGAAUUCAGUUAUUUCAAUGAAUCCUGAUAAUAUUUCUUCCCACAGCAUUUAUAAUCAAGAAAGUGCUAGUGAUGAUGAAGAUUCUGACCAAGAAUUGAUCGAUGACGUUUUAAAGCAGAAAAACGAAAAACACUCGAGCGAUAGUUGCGAAAGUGGUUGGAAUGCUUUGUUUGCAGAUAUCACUCUUGCCCUUGUUAAUAACCAGAAUUACUAG
Molecule: messenger RNA, 2058 nt
Organism: Debaryomyces hansenii CBS767
Lineage: Eukaryota; Fungi; Ascomycota; Pichiomycetes; Serinales; Debaryomycetaceae
Gene: CST5
Product: Cst5p
Exons: 1
Coding region: 1-2058 (685 amino acids)
Source: RefSeq, a predicted model, not a curated record